UGCCCGCGGCCCCGGCGCCCGCCCCCGCCCGCUCCCGGCCUCUGUGCGCCGCCUGCCCGGGCUGUGCCGGAUCACGACGCCCUGAGAAAAGGGCGGGCGGCGGCGACAGCAGCAGCAGCGGGGGCCGCCUCAUCCCCAUCCCGGCUGCCGGAGAGGAGGCGGUGGCAGCAGAGGAGGAGGGCGGCGCUGACGCAGCAGCGUGGAGCCCGGGAGUCGGGCGCCCCGGGAGGGCUCCCGUCGUUGGAUCUCUCCCCAAGCGGGGCCUGCGGCAGCCCAGCGGCGGCGGGAGCGCGCCCCGGGCCGGACGGUGAUCCUAUGACGCAUGCCCGGAAGAAACAGCUUUUCCUCCUGAAGCACCCAGCCGGUUCUGCUGGCCGCGCUUCCUCGCCGGCAGGCAGCAGCAGGAUGGAGAGGGCCGAGGCUGAGUGUGAUGAGCAGCGAGAUGGAGGCGGCAGCGAGGCCCCAGCCUGUCCCAGCGGCUGCCUGGGCACCAGCAAGGCCAAGGGCCUGCACGAGGUGCGCAAGACCUACCCCCUGCGGCGCCGGCUGCUGCCCUCGGUCAGCAAGAAGACCUGCAAGGUGCUCCUCACCCGGCUGGAGGACGUGGCUGGCUCCCUGUCGAAGCAGGCCCAGACCUGCCAAAACAAGGACCUGCCCCACAGGGUGCAGGGCUUGGCACCCGCGCUGUUCCCCGAGCGGGCGCAGCCCCUGGGUGCAGGGGAGAGCAGCGCCCCCGGGGAGGAGUGCAGAGGGACUCCUGCGGGGCUGGAGCAGGAGCCGGGCGCCGCCGCCGCGGAGCCCCGGAAGCGCCGCCUGGCCUCGCUCAACGCCGAGGCGGUCAACAACCUGCUGCUGGAGCGCGACGAGGCCCUGUGCCCCGGCCGGCGCCUCCGCAGGGACCCGGCCCGGCCGGACUGCGCGGCCAGGGGCUUGCUCUGCAAGCCUGGCGACGGCUGGCCUCCGGCAGGCAGAGCGGUGCCGGCCAGGCCGGGCAGGGGCAAGAGCCGGCACGAGCACGGCCAGAAGUGCAGCAGCUGCGAUCGGGCACCGGGCGAGGGCUCGGAGGAUGGGGCUGUCCCCUACCAUCCCACCCCCAAGAGGCUGGCUAGCCUCAACGCCACGGCCUUCCUGAAGCUGACCCACGAGAAGGACCAACCCCUGAAGCCCAGGAGUAAAUCGGAGGGGGACGGCAAGUCUGAGAACCACUGCUCGAAGUCAGCGCUCAAAUGGGCCAAAGCUGGUCGGAAGAACUGUGUCAAGGCCAAGAAGGAGGGGGCUGGCUUGAAAGUGGAGGGUCAGCACGGCUGGCAGGGACUCACUCUAGGAGCUUUUGGGCAAGGAGAGCAGCAGGACUCCUCUAGGCUCUAUGGGACAGCAGAGCCUGUCCCGUACGAGUCACUGUCUAGCUCCUAUGCCGGCACAGAGGGUUUCUACCACAGACUGCCUUUGCUCAUGGGUGGCCAAGCUUCCAUGAAGCCGGAGUACGGAAGACCUGGAGAGAAGUCGCCGACCCCCAAACAGGAGCUCCAUCAGCCUUCCUUUCCCGUGCAGCAGUUCCCUGCCCUGCCCGUGCCCGGCAACCACGCGGACUGUGGCUGCCUCUUUGAGUCCUCGGAUCUGCCGCCGCUGAACGGCUUCUACGUCUGCUACGGCCAAAGUGGGUACAGUGGCUACCCCCACUGCUCCCUCAAGGACCAGCUGUCACAGCCUGCUGCCUGCGAGGGGCUCUUGGUGUCACCCAGCUCCUUGCCCUCGGGUGCUCAUUUCCAGCCGCUGCACUGGUGUAGCUCCCCGUACUGCUGCGGGGAGGGCACAGCCAUCGGCAGCUACAGCGUCUGCGGUGUGCUGCAGGUGCCCGAGGGCAGGGUAGGCAGCCUGCACACAGGGCGCAGCACCUACCCCUACAAAAUGCCUUUUGCAGCAGAAGGCUGCAAGUCUCUGGACCAGCUGAACCUCACAAUCCCCGUGGCAGGACACCCCGCAUCACCUGCCCACCCGCUCUCAGGAUGUCCUGUACCCAGCGUGCCACCGGCUGCAGAACCUGUCCCUCACCUGCAGACCCCCAACUCUGACCCCCAGACCACGGCCCGAGAAUGUCCGCAGAGCUCCAAGCCUCCCAGCGGCUCCAAGUCCGGGCUGCGGAACGCCCCUGGCUGCCUGCACACCGCAGAGAGCAAGGCCGCAGGGGCUCACUGCCACCCCAAGCAGCAGCGCAUCGGCAGGAGGAGAGCCACCAACGGCUGGAUGCCCGUGGGCACCGCCUGCGAGAAGGCUGUCUAUGUGGUGAACGAACCGGAGCCAGCUGUUCGCAAGAGCUACCAGGCCGUGGAGAGGGACGGGGAGGUGAUCCGGGUGCGGGACACUGUGCUGCUGAAGUCAGGGCCCCGCAAGAAGUCCAUGCCCUAUGUCGCCAAGAUCUCGGCGCUGUGGGAAGACCCCAAAACAGGGGAGCUGAUGAUGAGCCUGCUGUGGUACUACAGACCCGAGCACACUCAGGGAGGCCGCAGCCCCAGCAUGCACCAGAAUGAGAUCUUUGCAUCCCGGCACCAGGAUGAGAACAGUGUGGCCUGCAUUGAGGAGAAGUGCUACGUGCUGACCUUUGCAGAGUACUGCAGAUUCUGUGCCUUGGCCAAGCGCCGAGUGGAAGGCAUCCCGGGCAGGAAGGCCGUGAUGGUUCCUCCCUCGGAGGAGUACUCCACGCCCCUGCACCGCAAGGUGCCCGAGGACACCGACCCCGAGCUGGUCUUCCUCUGCCGCCACGUCUACGACUUCCGUCACGGCCGCAUCCUCAAGAACCCGCAGUAGCGCCGCGGGGGCCGCAGGCUGGGGGCCUGGGGACAGCCUGGGGACAGCUCUGCACUGGGGACGCCUGGACCCCAGCUCCCGGCCCCAGAGAGCCCGCGGGAGGCCAGCGGCGCCUGGGGAGCACAGCACUUGCGGAGGGCAUCGAUGAGAAUCUGCACCUCGGGAGCGGUGCCUGCAGAGCUGGGUGCCUGCUGCUGGGGAUCUGUGUCUGUGGAUGGAGCCAGAGGGGGAUGAAAGCCAGGGAGCUGAAUCCAGAGCCGUGGCUGGGGGGUGGGACGCUGGGGCGGUGCAGGAGGCUGCUCUGGGGCGUUGGAUGAGUCGCGCUGGGACAGCUGGGUGGCUCUGACGUGCAGUGUGAGGCCGAGGCAGAGUCUCUCCUGUGCUCUGCCACAGAGCAGAGUCUCCUCCAUCCCACGGGACAGGCUGUGAGGAUUCCCAGGUGUAAGAGGAGCUCCAGAAUUCAGCCCUUGCUUUGGAAGCUGCCUGGAUGUGGAGUGGCCUCGUGUGGUGCUUGGAGAGGUUUUGCUCGAUCAGGGGAGGAGGUGACCCUGGUUUUCCCCUCCUCUUUCUCUUCCCCUCACUGCCCUCUUCUGUGAUCCACCACCUGGACUGGGGCUUGGCAGCCAGGCUUGGGAACCUGCUGCAUAGCAGAGCAGAGAGGGAGCCAGGAGGGCUGUGGGCUUCCCGUCCCAGUGCGGUGUCCCAGAGAGCUGGGUCUCCACCAUGGAUCCCUGACCUUGCCCUGGAGGAUCUCCUUCCCCAUGACACAGCCCCAGCAGGCCUGUGUGUCUCUGGAGCUGGAGCACAGCGUGGGCUCCACUGCUGAGAACCAUGUUUCUGAGUCUUGCUCUUCCUCUGGUGGCAUGGGGGCUGCAGUCACAGAAGUGAGUUUACUCUUUCUUCCCAGUUACUCCCAGUAACACCAUUUACAGUCCCUGUUCCACCCCAUGCAGAAUCACAGAACCACAGAACUGUUGAGGUGGGAAGAGACCCCCGAGAUCAUCAACCACUUGCCUGGAGCUCACAGUGCCACCACAUCUCCAGUGUGAAGCAGCUAGAGGCUGGAGGUGACACAACAAAGCCUUUUCUUGAGUGAUUUUUGGCUUACUUUAAAUCUUAACCCCCUCCCCUGUAACUCUUCUGACCCUGGUGACACUGAAGCCAUCAGCAGUGCUGGCUCACCACUGCCCCACAGCUUCUUCCCCUCCAAACCCCUCAUGGUGUCCAGGCCAGCCCACCUGAGUGGCUUUGUGGCUCCUGGAAGGAACUGAGCACUGGGAGGUGUUCUCAUGGACAGAUGUGCCCCAGGCCCAGCAGCAUUGCCUCUUGCCUUAGUUCAGAGCCGAGGUAGACCUUGGUCAUCUUCACACAGUCUGUUGGAGGUGAUGCCAAAGCAAACCAAAGGACAGCACUAACAUCCAAGCCGUUCCCCCCAAGCUGAUCCAGGUCUAGAUUGCACUAUCAUGAAGAAGGACAACUGGCAGCACCUUGGCCCACAGCCCCGCUUGUGGAGUUGCUUGUCCAGGCCUGAGAUCUGCAUCUCUACAUCUUUCUGAGGCUCCUGAAGUGGUGGAAGUCUUCAUCCUGCUUUAAUGUUGUCCUGCCAGUGGAACUAGCACUGCCCCGGCUCCCCACAGACUCCAGCACAGUGGGAAUGGCUUCAAGCCUGCCUGGCCUGGAGAGGAACUGCCCCAGCACCAAGUCCCUUAGAUGGAGAGAGUUCAGCACAGGAGUUCUCCAGAGAUUUGCUCUACAUACCAAAGAGGGGAACCUGUCUAGAAGAGAGGAGAUGACAACACCUGGCACACAGCUCCCUGGUGUCAGAGGCUGAUUCCUGCUCAGUGUCACAGAGUCAGAGUGGCAGGGGUUGGGAGGGACCUCUGGAGAUCACUGAGGAUGCUGGAAAAGCCCUGUUUGUCCUGCCAGGGGUAAACACCCAGCUCUAGGAGGUUUUAUCUGGUGUGCAAACAAGAAUGUGUAGGUGAAGCAUCUGAUUUAUACCUCAAGGUACUGCUGGUGUCAAAGGAAUUGCUCAGAUUUCUCCUCAACAAGUCACCUGGGUACUGGUGGUCCCUUGGAAGGGCAUGGUUGGGCUGCUGUGCCAGGAUGGGAGCCAGGAGCACUUCCAGGGUUCUCAGGUGAAAGUGCCACAAGGGUGCCAGGGGAUGCUGGAGAAAGUGGCCUCUCGUGCUGCUGGGAGGAGAUGUUCAGUGGUUCUCUCUCUUAGCAGGGAGAGAGGGCAGGCACUGGAGGAGCAGAGCUGCUACUGCCCACCACAGGAGAGGGGAUGGUGGUACCCAGUGUGGCAGGGCAGCAAGAAAGGGGAUGGAGCAGCUGCACCCUGGGGCUGUGGCACACAGUGGUAAGGGUGGAAGGUGACAGGAAGCCCUAAAUGCACACACUUGAGACUGCAGGGACACCUCUAGCACCCAGCCUGGAGCAGGCAAGCUGCCCCUGGCCACCUUCCUCCAGCAAAAGUGCCCUCAGGUGCAGGAAGCUUUGAGAGCCACCCAGCAGGCAAACCCUGAGCACUGCUGCACAGUCAGGGCAGGGUUUGAACCACAGCAACUCCUGAGCCCUCUCUCCCUCUGCUCCCACCUCUGUCCUACCUCCUCUCCAGGUAGAAGAGAAACUGUCCUUGGCCUGGGUGUGGAACAGGCUUUAGCCCUGGAGAGGGCACCUCCUGCCUCUGCUCAUGCUAGAAUCUGCUGCAGGCCAAGGCCCUCGUGCAAGGUUCCCGUGGUUGCUUCAUGCUGCUGUGCAGGCAGCAUGUAAAAGAGUUGAGAUGUCUUAUCCAGAAUGAGAAAAUAUUUCUUGCUUUUUUAAUCUAUUAGAUAUGGAAAUAUUUUUUGAAGCUGAAGAUGCAGUGGGUAGAAUUUAAAUGGAAACCUUCAGACAUGUCAAAUAUAUUUUAGUUGAGAAUUUUUGUAAAAUGCACUUUUUUGUGUCUCUUCCCUGGUUUCCCAGAUCUGUAUUUCAGUGUUUACAGAUGGAAUGAGAACAUUCCCUAUGCCCUCCUGUGAGAAAGAGAUAUUAGAAGUAAUUCUUAAAAAAAUAAAUUUGACAA
Dryobates pubescens (Downy woodpecker) is the source of this 5872-nucleotide messenger RNA. It is a transcript of the gene BAHD1, whose product is annotated as bromo adjacent homology domain containing 1. The record is from RefSeq and is a predicted model, not a curated record. The coding region runs from base 316 to 2805 and encodes 829 amino acids. Gene Ontology annotation, molecular function: chromatin binding. Lineage: Eukaryota; Metazoa; Chordata; Aves; Piciformes; Picidae. The transcript has 7 exons.